GAAAAAAAAAAAAAAAAAUCGAAGUAUGAAGAGGAAGACGUAUAUCCCAGUAUAUCAAGCAACAUGAGUUAUACAGAGCACUUGAAUAGUGGGCUCGAGGCAAGUGCAGGUGAAGUUAAACGAACCAAUGUUGGAAUAUGCCAAGAGUACGAUAAACAAGAUGAUUUCACGUUAGAUCGUUCGCGUCCAUAUGAUAAGCAAUAUUAUUCAAUGUACCAAUAUCGACUUUCAACAAUGAAAAAAAGAGUUGAUUCAGAAGCAAUGGAUAAAUGGGGGGAUAACACCCGGAAAGUUGAUGGUAGGAAUAUUAUUCACAAGGAGAAAAUCUUGGACAUUCAAAGUGGUGAAUUGUGCUGGGUUAGUGGGACGGUAUUUAGUGAUAUGAGCCAUAAAUUGAAUAUUUUGAAAGAUGUUGAGAAAGGUACUGAUGAUAUUUUACCGGAAGCACCAAGUAGUUAUACUGGUGAAGAAUUACCAAUUGUUAUGUUAGAAGAUGAAUCUGGUCGAGCAGUGUUACAUAACGAAGAAUUCUUAAAGAAGAAUAUUUUAGUAACUGGAUGUAUUAUUGCGGUAUUAGGAAUUGAAUUACAAGCUGGUAUAUUUGAGAUAAUGGAUGUUGUUUAUCCCAAGAUAUCCCCACAAAAACCAUUAACUCCUAGUGGCCUGGGUAAAAUUGCCAUUAUAUCGGGUCUUGAUAUCAAGAGUGAUAUUGAAUAUGAUUUAAAAUUAGAAUUAUUGAAGCAAUAUUUAUGUGGAUACCUUGGAAAUACCAAUGAUAAGAAUAACUCAAGUGGAAUCAGUCAAUUAAUAGUAGCUGGGAAUUCUGUAGCCAGUAUCGAAGAAGAAAAGCUGAAAAGAGAAGAAGAAGAUUUCGUCACCACUAAUAACUACGGACUGAAAAAUACAUCGAAAUUUAAUCCACAAUCAUUAAUUGCAUUCAACAAACUCAUUAAUGAUUUAUUACCGACAAUGCCAGUUCUGAUAAUGCCAGGAUCAAACGAUCCUGCAGAAAUCAACUUGCCACAACAAAAGUUACAUCCCUCGUUACUAGGGUCCAAUAAACAAUAUUUAGGAGGAAUUAACUUCCAUCGAUUAACUAAUCCAGCCUGGAUAGAAUUAGAAAACGGAUUGAGAAUCCUUGGAACUUGUGGUCAGAAUGUCGACGACAUUUUGAAAUACCUUCCUCUGCAACUUGUUAAUGAUGAACAUAUCGAAAUGAAAAUCAUGAAUUCAAGCAUUAAAUGGCAAAAUAUCAUUCCAACGGCUCCCGAUACUCUAUACUCCCAUCCAUUUGAUAAUUUCGAUCCGUACUUAUUGCGAAACGAAACCCCCCAUCUCUACUUUGUCGGAAAUCAGAAAAGAUACGACGCUGACUUGCUACAAUCCGACCAAAUUAAAGUCAAGCUCAUAAGCGUUCCUAAAUUCAGCUCUACUGGGGAAAUCGUCUUGGUCGAUACCCAAUCUCUACAACUGGAAGUUGUAAAAAUUUCUCUAUAGUCUUAAUCCUAUU
Messenger RNA from Hyphopichia burtonii NRRL Y-1933, 1510 nucleotides. RefSeq names its product DNA-directed DNA polymerase delta subunit (gene HYS2). The coding region runs from base 64 to 1497 and encodes 477 amino acids. NCBI's taxonomy places the organism in Eukaryota, Fungi, Ascomycota, Pichiomycetes, Serinales, Debaryomycetaceae. The transcript has a single exon. Gene Ontology annotation, biological process: DNA strand elongation involved in DNA replication; DNA replication. The record is from RefSeq and is a predicted model, not a curated record. Gene Ontology annotation, cellular component: delta DNA polymerase complex. Gene Ontology annotation, molecular function: DNA binding.